CCCUGGAGGAUAGUGGAUGACUGCGGAGGCGCUUUCACGAUGGGAGCGAUAGGAGGUGGCAUUUUCCAAGCUGUCAAGGGAUUCAGAAAUUCCCCGGUGGGUGUGAACCACCGGCUGCGGGGAAGUUUGACAGCUAUUCGAACCAGAGCUCCACAGCUGGGAGGUAGCUUUGCUGUCUGGGGAGGUCUGUUCUCCAUGAUUGACUGCAGCAUGGUCAGAAUGAGAGGGAAGGAAGAUCCCUGGAAUUCAAUCACGAGCGGAGCCCUGACCGGAGCCAUAUUAGCUGCAAGAAAUGGCCCCGUUGCCAUGGUGGGAUCUGCUGCCAUGGGAGGAAUUCUCCUGGCUUUAAUUGAAGGAGCUGGUAUUCUCCUGACAAGAUUUGCCUCCACGCAGUUCCCGAACGGCCCUCAGCUUUCAGAAGACCCCUCCCAGUUGCAGCCAUCUCCGUUCAGCGACUACAGACAAUACCAGUGAUCGUCCUCGCUCUCCUCGUUCCCGUUCUACCCGAGCAGUAAUUUAAAAUGCUGGAGGACCGAGGUGCGGUGUGUCUUUACACCAGAGGUAGUCUCUUACCCAAACCAUGCCCAGAGGACCUUCAGCACUUUACACGGAAAAGCUGCGCAGGAGAACUUUCAGAAGACGACAAAUCUAUUUAUUCCUGAUAGAUUCCAUUGCUGUAAUGUUCAUACAUGUCUGAUAGAAUACACGGAGAUUUAAGA
Pterocles gutturalis (yellow-throated sandgrouse) is the source of this 719-nucleotide messenger RNA. It is a transcript of the gene TIMM17A, whose product is annotated as translocase of inner mitochondrial membrane 17 homolog A (yeast). The record is from RefSeq and is a predicted model, not a curated record. The coding region runs from base 40 to 474 and encodes 144 amino acids. Gene Ontology annotation, cellular component: mitochondrial inner membrane; TIM23 mitochondrial import inner membrane translocase complex. Gene Ontology annotation, molecular function: transmembrane protein transporter activity. NCBI's taxonomy places the organism in Eukaryota, Metazoa, Chordata, Aves, Pterocliformes, Pteroclidae. The transcript has 5 exons. Gene Ontology annotation, biological process: protein import into mitochondrial matrix.